This is a messenger RNA of Entrophospora candida, 672 nucleotides long. Lineage: Eukaryota; Fungi; Glomeromycota; Glomeromycetes; Entrophosporales; Entrophosporaceae. The record is from the annotation of a GenBank genome assembly.
AUGAACAUUUCCAACCACAAUUAUUCCGUCGACAACAAUAAUAAUAUUGCUGGUUAUAAUUCAAUCAAUAAUAUGAACAGCACUCGUCAAAAUCCCGCCAAUCAUGAUUUGGCUAGUCACUUGGGCAUGACCAAUAAUAGUUUCGUUGGUCAUAAUACUCUCCAUAACUCUGUAGACAAUUCAAUCAAUAAUAUGAACAACGCUCGUCAAAAUCCAAUCAGUAACAAUAAUUCCGUCGACAACAAUAAUAAUAUUUCUGGUUAUAAUUCAAUCAAUAAUAUGAACAACGCUCGUCAAAAUUCAGCCAAUCGUGAUUUGACUAGUCAUUUGGUUAUGAUCAACAAUAGUUUCGUUGAUCAUGAUACUCUCCAUAACACUGUAGACAAUUCAAUCAAUAAUAUGAACAACGCUCGUCAAAAUCCAAUCAGUAACAAUAUCUCCAGCAAUAAUUUGACUAGCCAUUUGGGUAUUAUCAAUAAUCAUUUUGUUGGUCAUAAUACUCUUCGUAACACUGUUGACAAUAAUUUCUUUAGACAGAAUUCAGUCAAUAAUAAUAAUAACAAUUUGGACGCAACUAAUAAUCACAGAAAAGAUCAGUUAAUUUUUAUAGCAAUCCAACUCCAAAACAUUGUGAAUCAAUUGUUAUUGGAUGACAAUAGCAACAACUACUAG